Messenger RNA from Venustampulla echinocandica, 1620 nucleotides. Its product is annotated as Cytochrome P450. Lineage: Eukaryota; Fungi; Ascomycota; Leotiomycetes; Helotiales; Pleuroascaceae. Gene Ontology annotation, biological process: sterol metabolic process. The coding region runs from base 1 to 1620 and encodes 539 amino acids. Gene Ontology annotation, molecular function: iron ion binding; monooxygenase activity; oxidoreductase activity, acting on paired donors, with incorporation or reduction of molecular oxygen. The transcript is spliced from 7 exons. The record is from RefSeq and is a predicted model, not a curated record.
AUGAAGAUGGAAGGAUCCGACCGAGAUCGAAACGAAGAUGAUCGGCAUGAAGCUGAACUAAAACCUACUAGACCAACGCUAGCCAUCAUGCUUUUCCCCACCACCAACCUCCAGCUCUUUCAAGCCCCCCUCCUCCAAUUCUGCGCCUACGCCAUACUCGCCCUCACGCUCCUCUUCCUCUUCGUCUUCCGCCGGCCUGCCCACCCCCUCAAAGCGCCAAAGCUGCUCUCCAUCUCUGAAAAUUAUCCAGUUCUGGGUGCCGUGCGCUUCUUCACUGCACGCCUCGAGUUCUUCCGCGAUGGCAUUCGCAACUCGGCGUCGGGGAACUUUUGUUUUUGGCUAGGCCAGCAUUUCAUAGUAGGGUUAUCGGGCGACGAGAGCAGGCAGGUGUUUUUCCAGAACUUAAGUUUCGGUAUUGCAGAGGGCUAUGCCGUCCUCUUCGGAGGGGGUCCACGAGUGAAGAACGACAAGGGCUCCGAUGUAGCCCAAGAGCCAGGCUUCCUAAGCUACUUCGCGCGCCGGGUUACCCAUCUCCUCCGCCGCGAAUAUCUUGCCAAAAAUAUACGCCCUUUUAUCCACGACAUCCAGGCGCGUCUCGACGAACUUCCAUCCCAGACAGGCAUGACUGACCCCUUCGUCUCCAUCUACGAGAUCGUGUUCCAGCUCACUAUGCGCAUGGUCGGCUGCGCCGAGAUCGCCAACGAUACCGCGAGGUUGAGAAAGACGUUGAGACUCUUCGAAACCAUCGAGCAAAGCACCACGCCUACGAGCAUCAUCUUCCCCUGGAUGCCCACACUCGCCCUGUUCAAACGCACGAUAGCAGGCGGCCGGCUGUACCGUCUCUUCAAGGGAAUCAUGGACGACCGCAAGAAAACGGGCCGUCGCGAAGACGACGCGCUGCAGUAUUUGAUGGACAUGGGUGACAACAUCAAAUCCGUUAUCCAGUUCAUCGUCGGCGCUGUCUUCGCCGGGCAACUCAACACCGGCAUCAAUGCCUCGUUCAUGCUCACCUACAUAGGUAGUAGCCGGUACUGGUACGACCGCGUGCGCGCCGAAAUCGAUGCUGUCGUGUACAAGUACGCGCCCGACCGCUCCAUGCCGCUGACGCAGCGGUUCGAGGCCAUCCCGAUCGAGGCCUGGGAGUCUGAAUUCCCGCUGCUGGACUGCUGUCUCAAGGAUAGCAUCCGCCUGCAGCUAUUAGGGACCAUGUAUCGCCGGCAUGUCGGCAUCGGCGAUGUGAAGGUUGGUAAUGAGGUUAUUCCGAGUGGUGCCUUUGUGACGUACCAUUUUUCCGAUGUGCAUCAGGAUCCAAGCAUCUAUUCCGAGCCGCUGAAAUGGGACCCCAGUCGAUAUUUCCCUGAGCGGGCCGAGGACAAGACGAAGCCAUUUUGCUGGUUAGGAUGGGGAGCGGGGAGGCAUCCGUGUCUCGGCACGCGAUUCGCUAAAUUAGAGCAAUUCCUUAUUGUUGCUAUUUUUCUAACCCGAUUUGACUACGACACUUGCGACGAUAAGGGAGUCCCUUAUGAUGCUGUUCCCCCUCCAGAUCUCAACGCACAUGCCGCUACCAAACCAACGGCUUUAAUAAGGUUAAGAUACAGACCGCGGGAAUUAAAGAUGUAA